Messenger RNA from Babesia sp. Xinjiang, 2949 nucleotides. RefSeq lists its product as uncharacterized. Bases 1 to 2949 code for a protein of 982 amino acids. The record is from RefSeq and is a predicted model, not a curated record. Lineage: Eukaryota; Apicomplexa; Aconoidasida; Piroplasmida; Babesiidae. The transcript is spliced from 2 exons.
AUGUUCGGGUGGACAUGGUUAUCUCGGCUUAAGCCGUUCAGCUUCUUAAAGCUAAGGCUACCCUUUGAUUGGAGAAGGUUGGAAAUAGUCUUACCACGUUUGCGGCUAGUUCGCUGUCUAUUCUAUGCCUUUCUACAAGAACUAAGGCAAACGACAUGGAUGUUAGUCGCCCUGGCGUUACUAACUUACUAUGAGUUAUUUCAUGUAGCGCUAGUAUGCCCAUAUUUCACGGGAGACCGACUUUCACCUCGUCUCAACAGGUUUGCAACUGUUGGAAAAACAUAUAGACCAACUUUCUACCUUUUCGCUCCAUUUUGUCAAUGGUUAUAUCUAAUAUCUUUCUGCAAGCUUAACAGAUGCUAUCGAGUAUUAGUAUCGAUAACGACGGAUGCAACAUCACGUAUUUUAUCUAUGCUCUCGUGGAUAGCCUCCCUGUUGAUGCGGAUGGUUAUGACCUCGUUUUUAUUUAAACGUCUAUUCCGUGGACAGGCUGAGGUGGCUAUCCGCGAGUUUUUGGAGGGACAUAACGGAGCCCUGGUGGUACUAGACUACUAUCUACCCCAAUGGGUUGGUGGUUUCUGUUCGAAAUGCGGAAAGUAUAGCAUGAAAGGUGGCGUUAGGUUCCAAACCGACCCUUGUAAUACCAACAAGCAAGAUCCCAAGAAUAGUCACUAUACACAGGAUAAUGCUAAUGUUAAACCGCCUAUUGUGACUACACAUUUGGAAAGCUCAAUAAAUACAAACUAUAGGAAAAAGGAUCCAAAUCAACAAUCACGAUAUAAAAGGAAUGAUAACAAAAAUGAUAGGCAGUCUAAUACCGUCCGUGAUGUAUUAGGUGCCGCUAAGGCAGAUUGUGCACGAAAAUGUGAACCAGGUGACAUAUUAGAACAACCAUCUGGUGCCAAUCCGGCAACAACAAACAACCCUGAAGGUAACGGUAUACCGGUUGAACCUCCUCCACAAAAACUGCUUCGGGGUGUCAUUGCAAUCAUUGGGGAUGUUAGUGUCCCCUAUAGCAUAUGCAAUCAAAACUUCAAUUGCAGAUGUGACAGGUCUAGUGACGAAGAGGAUACAUGUUUAUGUCAGGGCUGUGGACAAUCAAAACAUGAAGAUAAAAAGGGUGUCAAUAUAGACGCACCAGGACACCCAACCAUACGAUACCUAAUCAGUGAUGCUAUGGAGAUCGGUUUUGCUUGUGUUCAGGUCCAUCUAAACGUAAAUUUGGGCAUGGCGAGUGAAGCCUUUCCAACAUGGACAGGCUUGAGGUGCUUCCCUUUGAGUCUCUAUAGUGAUGCGCUUAUAGAUUUGGACUGUGCACUUAAAAGGAUAAGUCUGCGAUAUCCAAAUCUACCACUAUGCUGUUUAGGUUUCGGAUACGGGUCAAAUAUACUUAUGGAGUAUUUGUCAUUUGGGUCCGCCGGAAAGGCUAUACGUGUCAUCUCAAACCAAUCAGCUGAUAACCAUUGGAACAUGGCCACUUUGGCACAACGUCAUGCAUUGCUGGCCAAACGACGAAUACCUAUGGAUAUGUAUGACAGUGCAGAGUCAUUUACCGGUAGCGAAUACGAUUCACGCGAAGCCAGAAGGACAGAACCGUUCUCUCAAGUAUGCAUUCGUAAAAACUCGGGUGAUCGUGAUCUAUCCUCGAGUGCGACUGGUAACACCCCAAAAGCAUAUGUUCGUCGUACACGUCAAAGUCAAAAAUACACUAUGAACCCGGCUAUGAACACGAGUUCAAAAUUUGGGGAUAAACAGUUUACACAUGAUAACCCGAAUUACGAAUCCUUUAUGUAUCUGCAUAAGGUUAUUGGUGAUAGUAACACGGCGAAUGCAUCAUCGCAAAAGCGAUCUGGAGCUGCGGGCGAUAUUAUAGUGACUCCGACAGAAGGCCAUUUCCAAUUCGAGGAGGAGUCUGAUGAAUGCACAUAUGAGACCACUGUUGUUUACCCGCCAGCCCAGCAAUCAGAGGUUAUAUUUGACGUUAAGCGUAUCUCGGCGGUGGCUUGUGUUAACUUGAACAUGCGUAUUAGUGGUAAUACGUUGUAUCAGUGCAGUUAUCCUCGGAAAUCCAACGCCCAGGGAGCAUAUGCUCGCUAUUGUUACUCUGCUCUGAAACACCAUCUCAUAUCAUUGUUUAGAGAGGUACAUUGUUCAAGAAAGAAUGACAAUAUGCAGAAAGAAUGCUGCAGUUACCGCUGUUGUCAUUAUAUACGCUCGUUAGCAGCUCAGCCUCUAUCACGUCGUUUAUUGUCGAAAUUACGUAAGGAGCGUGAUGGGUUUCACACUUCCUUCCGGCAUUAUCGUAUCGAGCAGCUUCUUCUCGCCUUGCAUCGCGAAUACCGUAGUUCAUAUCGUCAUAUGCGCCGUAGAACCUUGGAUGAGUAUGUGAAUUAUACUUCUGGGAUAUUCAGGCGGUUUGGAGCACGCAGCAGUCCUGAUUUCAAGUUAUGUGCCCUAAUGACAUCACGAUAUGUAUAUAGUCAUGUAGGCCAUGACGGGAAGAAUCGUAUCGAAUCUGUAUCUGGUGACCCUACUUACAAGCUUGUUAACAAGUAUGUCGAUACUAAUAUCCGUAUCGGGAGGGCUAAUUUGAGUAGUGGCGUGACGAAUGCGAUCAACAAGAGCGCAUCUCGUUCUAAUGACCCUAAGAUACACAAGUAUUUGGCGGAGAUGAUAAAUCGGGAGUACACUAAUAACAUUAUUAACAUCCGUCGUAACUUCGCGGCGAUAUCGUUGCCCACAUUGCUGCUGUCAUCAUUGAACAGUUCGCAAUUUACAAUAGAGGAUGUCGACAUUUUUGACGUUGUUAGAAACCCGAACAUUGUCCAUUAUGUAUGCAAAAGUGGUGGAUAUGGCACUUUUCUAUCAGGUUUCUGCCCGGCGCCAUGGUUCAGCCGCCCUCUUCUCGAGUUUCUAGACGAGAUGUCAAACCACCGUGUAUUCCUUUAA